Xiphophorus couchianus (Monterrey platyfish) is the source of this 4284-nucleotide messenger RNA. RefSeq names its product coagulation factor VII-like. Bases 35 to 1699 code for a protein of 554 amino acids. Gene Ontology annotation, molecular function: calcium ion binding; serine-type endopeptidase activity. The transcript is spliced from 8 exons. Gene Ontology annotation, cellular component: extracellular region. Gene Ontology annotation, biological process: proteolysis. Lineage: Eukaryota; Metazoa; Chordata; Actinopteri; Cyprinodontiformes; Poeciliidae. The record is from RefSeq and is a predicted model, not a curated record.
AGUCUAAGCACACUGCUUGAGUCUGUGUGUCAUAAUGAGCCAGAUCACUAACAGCAGUAAAAUGGCCAGAGUUUGUCUGCUGGUUUUCAUUGUUGGUCUUCAACUGGGGAUUCCUGGAGCGAGUGCUGAGAUCACAGAAGACAACACAGAAACCGUGUUUAUCUCUCAGCAGAAGGCACAUGUGGUGCUGAAACGACAGCGGAGAUUCAACAGUGGGCGUCUCGAGGAAGUGCUACAGAAAGCCAACCUGGAGCGAGAAUGUAGAGAGGAGCAAUGCACCAUGGAGGAGGCCAGGGAGUGGUUCGAGGAUAAUGAAAAAACUAUGCAAUUCUGGUCCCUCUACACUGAUGGUGACCAGUGUGAGUCAAAGCCCUGUCAGAAUGGAGGAGUUUGUGAGGAUGAAUUAAGCUCCUAUAAAUGCUGGUGCAAAAAAGGCUUUAUUGGUAAAAACUGUGAGAUUGAAACGGCCAAACAGUGUUCGAUCAACAAUGGUGGAUGUGCACAUUUCUGCAAAAUGGAAGGACGCCAACGUGUGUGUCACUGUGCAGCUGGUUACAAAGUUGGGACAGAUAGAAAAAGCUGUGAACCGACAGGGCCGUUCAGUUGUGGUAUCGUAAGCCUGUCCUCUGGCCUGGUUGCCAGAUCUUUCAGGUGGACACAAUCCUCCAACUCAACUAACUCCACCAGACAGGAUUACGACUAUGAUUACACUGAAGAAAUUGAGGAUUACCUCAACUCUCCAAUGAACGAAUCAAAACUGUUCAACAACUCAGCAGAUUCUGUAUUAAAUGUCAGAUCAGUUGGGUUGGAUUCAAGUUCCUCCUUAAAUCAAGCCGAGACUAUCAACUCUACAGCAGAGCUAGAUGACAGCAAAAGUCCCAGGCAAAAGCGUUCCUGGGAUUUGCCUGUGCUCCCCACCAUCGUAGCCCAAAAGAACGUGGACGAGAGGAUUGUUGGAGGAAAUGAAGCCACACCUGGCGAGAUACCUUGGCAGGUGGGCCUGAUGGCUUUUUCACCCAAGCGAAACAAAACGCUGCCUAUCUGUGGAGGCUCUCUGCUAAGUGAAUUUUGGGUAAUCACUGCAGCCCACUGCCUGGAGGUGGCCAAACAUAAAGAAUACGCUAUCUUCGUAAGACUUGGUGAACAUGAUGUGAAUGUGGUCGAGGCUUCAGAGAGCAACCAUGAAGUGGCGGAGGAGCACAUCCACCCCCGCUACAACUCGAAUCACUCGCAGUUUAAUCACGAUAUCGCCCUGCUGAAGCUCGCCACUCCCGUGGAACUGUCCAAUGAGAGACGUCCCAUAUGCGUGGGCCCAAGCGCCUUCAUACAGGACCUCCUGAAAGACUCCAGUAGCUCUGUGGUGAGUGGCUGGGGACGGAUAAGGGACAAAGGUCUUGAAGCUGACAAGCUUCAGAAGUUAUCGGCUCCUCUUGCGGACCGAACCCUGUGCAAACAGAGUAGCCGGGACCACAUCACCCGGUUCAUGUUCUGUGCCGGCUUUGCAGACGGACUGAGCGAUUCGUGCCAGGGAGACAGCGGCGGCCCGCAUGCCACCAACUACAAAGGAACUUGGUUUCUCACCGGCAUCGUCAGCUGGGGGGAGGGUUGUGCCGAGAAAGGAAAAUACGGCAUCUACACCCGUGUUUCACGAUACUACUCCUGGAUUGUUCAGACAACAGGGAUCUUACAGUCCAACUAAAAUAUGUAGUUCAGCAAAUUCAGGAUUUCUUUUGACGGUUCCAAGCUGUUGAUAUCUUACCUAAAGGAAAUACUCUUCGUUCCUUUAUUUGGACAAAACAGAUUAGUUAGUCCAACUGCUAGUCUGAGAAGGACGAACAAUAGAGAGGACGUCCACUCUGACAUCAAACAUGUUUUUAUUUUUCCAUAAAUAAAUUAUAAUAAUUAUAACGUGUUGCUUGUGAAAAACGGAGCUCUGUAGAAUCAUACUUUACAACAUGCUGUGGUGGAAGAAUGAAACGCCCUUCUUGAUAUUUUUCUGAACAUUUCCACCACUAGAUUGGGAACAAAACCUCUUCCAUGAAUCUACAAUAAAUGUGCAUGCAAAAUUUAGCCCUGUCUUGUAGCAUUUGUAUAGAUUUAACUCUACUGUGAUUUUUCUUCUAAAACGUAUAUUUAUAACUGGUUAUAUUUGUUUUUCUUUAUUUCACAACUUCCCUUUUAUCAACAAGCAACACAUCAGAUGUUCUCAACAUUUCUUCGACAAGAAAACAGUUUCUUUGUGUCUGCAUUGGCCUGAGGCUCACCAUGAAGAAACUGAUCCCAUCAAGCUUUUCUGCUUUACAAUGCUGUCUUCCCAGCUAAAUAAUUAUUUCAUAUGUGAGAAAAACAGGGGUCUUGUAAGUAAGUAGUGUAUUCUGUAUAUCAGUGAUGAUGAAAAUAGGAAACAGUUUUCUUAAUUGGAUCAAAGCAGGAUGAUCACAGGAAACUAAAAAUUAGUGAGGUGCAGAUGAAGACAUGAAAAGUAAACAGUAGGAAUAAGGUUUUAAAGAUAAGACUAGAAAUGAGCUUAACUAUAAAUCAAAACAUAGCAAUCCAAAAAUCAUGUGAUGGAGUCAAAAAAUAAAACUAAGCAUUGACUUAAAUAAUCUAUUUUUUAAGAUUGUAGCUGUGGUUGAUUCAUUAGGCACAUUGUGGCCCCAGACCUAGCAGCUCUGACAACAAACCAGUACAUCUCAAUAAAGGAAUUAACAAUUCAUCACAGGCAACAGACUAAGAAUUAAUCUAAGUACACGUCAAAAGAACGCUGAGAUUAUAUUUUAUUAGGCAAUAAGAAAUUAAAACAUCUUUGUGUGAUUUUAUGAAGUUCAGUUUUUCUGCAAAGACCCACAACAUCAGAAGAGGAGUUGAAAUAAACCCCUUAGACACAUCAAUCAGACAGAAUCAAAUGAAAUAACCAUGUGCUUACAUUUCAGAAAACAGUUACAGGCAUUAUGCAUUAUAAUACAAGCUUGUUCAAUGUUUCAAAGGAUAGAAAAAAAGUGCAAAGUGAGCAAAUGCAGCAAACAAGUUCAAGUUCAAGAAGCCUGUCAGAACAAAACCGUUUCUAAUGUCUGAGUUGGUUUGAAAAAUCUCACAAAGCUGUAGCUACAGUCCUGUAGGUGUUAAAUACAGUGAGAUUAAAUCUAGUUUCACUGGUGAAGUUAAUCUUGAAUUUGGUAUUACUGGAAGGGUUACUUUAUUUUUAGGAUAUCACUAAUAGUGUGUAUUUUUAGCCUAUCUGUUUAAGUCAGUUGAUAGUUUUUGACUGCCUAAGUUAUCUAUUUAGAUACAUUUUACAUACUAAACUAAUAAUAAUCUUUGUAUUUACAUAUUCAUAUUUGAAUUUCGCUGUCUCAAAAAGUGUCAUGUUAUUAUAAGUGGCAGUGUUUUAGUGCCACUUCUUACACUUAUUCUGUGAAAAACCAUUAGUUAGACAAGAUCCGUGAUAAUAUGGAAAAAUCAGUCGUGGCAGUUUUUACAGAGGCAGUAAACCGUCUGUCUGUUUCUUCAUCAUUUCAACUCUCAUUAAUCUUUGGUCACCUCUUUUUUUUUUUUUUUUUUUUUACAAUUAUAGCCAACACUAACCACAGUUCUGUGUGUGUAAAACAGCAGAGGAGGCAAAAAUAAAGCUAAAGGUAAGUGCAAAUCUAUAGAGAGGUAUUUGUCCACACAGCACUGUGCUUGAUAGAUGAAUGUGAGGAGAACAAGAAACAUUUCAUGAAUAGGUUACAUAUGUUUUAGCAGCAAAGCCCAAAAGCCCAAACCAGGAUCAAAUACAUUUGUAAUUACUCAAAAUACUUUAAUAAGCAGCAAUCAAAUAAUAAAGAUUGAAAAUGAACAACAAAUGAAUUAAAAGGCCUGAAAUGGAUUUCUUUCUUUGCCACUUUGAGGAGAAUAAAGCAGAAACAGAGAAUGGAUGGAGGACAAAUACAAAUAGAUGGGAGUUACAUUAAUUUUGAACAGAAGUCUAUUUUCUUGUAUUCUUUUCCAGUUCUUCUAGAUUACUGACCAGUAUUGUAGCAUUAGGUUUACUUUCCUCCUGCAUUUUUUCACAUUGUAUAAUAUGAGAAAUACCAAUGUUGUGUGGUGAAUAACGUUUCUCUCUCACAGAAUGGUUCCUGAUUGGCAGAAUGCGUAAUAUAACGGAUUACUAAACAGAACUGAAUUAAGUUAAACUUGCCCAUCAUCAUGUCCUUAGACGUUUUACUGUAAAUAAAUCAAUCUUUUCCUCAGAAUGCAUCUAUGUAUAUGACCAUGAAUUACAAUAAAACAUCUGCAAAUUGU